Aspergillus puulaauensis is the source of this 1353-nucleotide messenger RNA. RefSeq lists its product as uncharacterized. NCBI's taxonomy places the organism in Eukaryota, Fungi, Ascomycota, Eurotiomycetes, Eurotiales, Aspergillaceae. The record is from RefSeq and is a predicted model, not a curated record. The coding region runs from base 1 to 1353 and encodes 450 amino acids. The transcript has a single exon.
AUGGACAUGGAUGGGAAUAGCAUCGAGGCCGUGUAUCGACCCUCUCUAGACACGAAAAGCAGCAGCGGCAGCACCGUGUCCAGAUCGGUUGUUAGCAAUAGCAAACCUGCUCUUGCACUCCUUGAGAACGGCUCUGUUGUCUCGAAGGCCAGCACUGCCAAGUCCAAUGCGAAAUCCCACGCAUCUAAGGCGACUACCGCUGUAGAUCGGGGAAUUCCAUCAGAGCGCGCUCCGACAGUCGUCUCGUCUCGCGAAACCCAGAGAGCCCCCCAACAAGCUCAGCAAGCGCCCCCGACCUAUGUCAUCCAUACUCAAGCAGCGCAGAAAACCGACGACGGCAAGGCUGCCAAGACGAUCGUUGGCACACUCAUCGGCGCUGCUGCUGGUGCUGCCUUUGCCUACGCCAUGUCCAAAGGCGAUUCGGAGUCGAGUGAAACAACAUCCUCUCCUAAUCAACCUCCACAGUUCGCUCCCCAGGAGUUCCGUCAGCUUCCCUCGCAGGAGUCCUCGCCAGCGUCCUCUCAUUACCAGGGCUACCGAGCCAUUGAGGCACCUUCUGCUGCUCGAAGCAUCUAUUCUCAGGCAGAAUCGCGGCCUCCGCUAAGCCGUAGCGUCACAUCAAAGAACCCCUGGGCGAGUACCGUCUACGAGGGUACAGAAUUCGGAACUAGAGGUCCAAAGGGAAGCAUGUACUACGAUGAUGGCGGCCGUCGCGCUUCAGAAGGGAGCAUCUACAACCAAAGUGAAAUUCCCCUCAGAGCCAUCGAGUAUCCAGGAGCGUACGAGCCCCAGCAGUACCAGCCCGAUAUGAGUACCCUGAUCAGCUCCUUCCGCGACAAAUCUCGAAUUUCCGAAAAGGCGGGAAGCGUUUACUCAACCUCUACCAUCAAGGCAUCCAAAACCCAGCAUUCUCAUCACUCACACCACUCUGUCACAAAGUCCCACUCCGGAAGCACGGCCUCAUCAACGCGGACAGCCCGUCAGAUCCCUCUCCCUGAAGGCUCAGCAGCCUCGUUCGCGUCUUACCGCAGCGGCGCUAAGCCUGCGCGAUACGACGACGUGGAAGUCGAGACGCAUGUCACACCCGACGACUCCAUCAGCCAAGCUGGCGGCGACUCGUCUAGACGCUCCUCUCAUUCCCAUCGCUCUCACCAGAGUCACCACACCCAUAAGUCAGGUGCCUCCAGACGCUCGAGCAAAUUCGACGAACCUGUCCGACCAAGUGACAGUGUCAGUCAGGUGUCGAGCCAUGCCUCUAAACGAACUGUCAAGGCCGGUGGGAGCAUCGCGGGCGGUGGCUCCAAGGCUGGUUCGAAGAUGGGCUCUAGUCGGAGAGGGAGUCAGGUUGUGUAA